Molecule: messenger RNA, 3768 nt
Organism: Rotaria sp. Silwood1
Lineage: Eukaryota; Metazoa; Rotifera; Eurotatoria; Philodinida; Philodinidae
Source: the annotation of a GenBank genome assembly
AUGCUUGUUCGACCGAGGUCUGUACAAACGAUUAGUAAUGAAGAUACUGAAUUAAAAAAAAAUUUAUUCGAUGAAAAUAAUUUUAAUGAAAUCGACGGAAAUUUGGAAAAUAAUGUUGUCAGUUUUCUCGAACACGAAACUGACGGUAAAACAGAAGAAGAUCAGUUUUUAGGAUCUCAAAAGAAAGAUGCUAAAAAGCAAUCUCCAGCUCGAAGAUUAAAACUAUUCGAAAUUUAUAAAUUUGCUGAUAAACUUGAUGUUCUUAUUAUGUUUAUUGGUACUAUAGCUUGUAUGGGUACUGGCGCUGUGUUUCCAUUAAUGAUGUUAGUGUAUCGAAAUGUGGCAACAUCAUUGGUGAAAGCUAGUAUUCCUUCAGUUCUACCAAAUUUGACAUCAAUUAUUGAUAUAAAUGCAACAUGUGCUGUUAAACCAGAAAAUUCAACUGCAGAUGUUUUAUCCGAGCUUCGUGGCAUGAUUAAAUGGUAUGGUAUACUAGGUUGUGCCAGUAUUCUUUGUUAUUGGAUUGGUUUUUCAUUAUGGAUGAUUGCGGCUGAACGUCAAGUUCGACGAAUAAGAUUUGCAUUAUUUCGUUCAAUUAUGAAUCAAGAAAUGGGUUGGUUUGAUAAACUUAAUCCUGGUGAAUUAAGUAAUCGCUUAGUAUCAGAUUUGGAUAAACUUCGUGAUGGUUUAGGAGAUAAAAAAGCUGAAUUCAUUAGUUUAAUCUGUCGAUUAAUCGGUGGUCUUGUAUUUGCUUUUGUUACAGGAUGGAAAUUGGCAUUAGUAUUUAUAUCACUUAGUCCAUUGACCGUUAUUGCAUUCAACAUAACUAUGCGAGUCAUUGCAAAAUAUACAGCAAAAGAAAUAAAAGCAUUUUCAAAAGCAAGUGCUGUGGCACAAGAAGUUCUUGGUUCAAUAAGAACUGUAACAGCAUUUGGCGGACAAAAAAAAGAAGAACAAAGAUUUUCAGAGAAUUUACUUGAAGCAAAGCAAAUUGGUAUAAAAAAAGGUCUUUAUAUGGGUUUAUGUCAAGCAGCUGCUCAAGUAGCAAUUUAUAUAUCUUUUGCAAUUACAUUUUGGUAUGGACCAUAUCUUGUACGAAAUGAAUGUCAAAAUUAUGAUGCUGGAGCUGUGAUCGUUAUUUUUGUCUCAUGUUUACAAUCAACCUUUAGUAUUUCCCAAAUAGUACCAAAUAUUCAAGCAUUUGCUGAAGCAUCUGGUAGUGGUGGUUAUGUAUUUGAUAUUAUAUCACGAAUAUCCAAAAUUGAUGCAUUUAAGAACGAAGGUGAAAUACCAACGAGCAUUGUUGGUGAUAUUGAACUUCAAAAUCUUACAUUCACAUAUCCUGCUCGGCAAGAUGUACCGAUUUUGAAAAAUAUAAAUAUGAAAAUUCCAUCGGGCAAAACAGUAGCUUUAGUUGGAGCAUCAGGAUGUGGAAAAAGUACAACAAUUCAAUUGAUUCAACGAUUUUAUGAUCCAGAUCAAGGUCGAGUUUUACUUGAUGGAAAAGAUAUUAAAACAUUAAAUGUUGCUUGGCUUCGUUCACAUAUUGGAAUUGUUAGUCAAGAACCUGUUCUUUUUACUGGAUCAAUUGAAGAAAAUAUUCGUUUUGGAAAACAAGAUGCAACUGAUGAAGAAGUUCAAGCAGCUGCUAAAAUGGCUAAUGCACAUGAGUUUAUUAUGGCACUUCCAGAAAAUUAUAAGACAUCAUCAGGCGAUAAGCUAAGUGGUGGUCAAAAACAACGAGUGGCUAUUGCUCGAGCAUUGAUUUCAAAUCCAAAGAUUCUUCUUUUAGACGAAGCAACAAGUGCACUCGAUAAUACAAGUGAACGUAUUGUACAGGACGCGUUGGAUAAAGCAAAAGCGGGUCGAACAACAAUUGUGAUUGCUCAUCGUUUGAGUACAAUACGAAAUGCUGAUUUGAUUAUUGGUUUGGAACGUGGCUGUGUCGUCGAAAGUGGAACUUACGAUGAUUUAAUGGAAUAUAAAGGUCUUUACUAUGAAUUAGUGACAGCUCAAAUGCAAAAAGAAAAAGAAAAAGAAGUUGAUCCAGACAUUGAUAAAGAAGAUGAUGAAGUGGAAAGAGAAUUUGUUCGAGAACGAUCAUUUCAUAAGAUUCAUUCAAAACAAUCUAUUGCCUCAAAUGACGAUUUUGAUGAGAAUGAUAAAGAAGAUGAUAAAACAGCAUCCGAUGCUCAAAAGAAAAAAAAGAAGCGUAGUCGUACUCCAUUUGUAUUUCAAAUAUUCAAACUUAAUGCUCCAGAAUGGCCUUGGAUUCUUAUGGGUGCAGUUUUCUCUCUUAUCUUUGGUGCUAUUCAACCCAUUUUUGCACUGUUCUUUGCACAAAUCUAUGGUCUAUUUGGCGAACCAGAUCUUAAGAAACAAGAACAUUUAACAAGUGUUUAUGCUGGACUUAUAUUUCUUAUUGGUUUUGUUGGAGGAGUUGCUCAAUUUCUGAGUAAUCUUGGGUUCGCAAAGUCAGGCGAAGAAUUAACUUUACGUAUGCGAAAAUUAACAUUUUCUGCUAUAAUUCGACAAGAAAUCGGUUAUUUCGAUUAUGAGACAAAUUCAGUUGGUGCUCUUGUCACACGUCUAUCAUCUGAUGCAGCUGCUUUGAAGUAUGCUACACAAGCUAUAGAACAAAUUCGAACAGUUGUUGCUCUUCAUCAAGAAAAGCAUUUUAUUGAUUUAUAUGAAAAUGCAUUCAAUCAAGAAUUCAAGAAGCAAAAGUGUCAGCUGCAUCUAGUUGGUUUAGGUGCUGCAAUUGCGAAUUCAAUCAUGUAUUUUCUUCAUAGUGCUGCUUUUUCAUAUGGUAGUAAACUUGUUGAUAAUCAUGAAAUGACAUUUGACAAUGUGUUCAGGGUAUUUGUUGUUAUUACUUUUGCUAUGAUGACCGUUGGUCGUUCGAUGGCUAUGAUUCCUGGUUAUUCGAAAGCACAACAAGCAGCAUUACGAAUCAUGAAACUUAAUAAACGGCAAUCACAAAUUAAUCCAUAUGAUGAAUCAGGCAUCAUUUUGAAAGAAGUCAUAGGCAAUAUUGAAUUUGAUGAUGUUUAUUUUCGAUAUCCAACUCGACCUACUCUUCGUAUUCUUAGAAAUUUUUCAUUAAAAUGUUUAAGUAGUAGUACAACAGCACUUGUUGGACCGUCAGGCAGUGGAAAAUCAACAACUAUUGCAUUAUUGCAACGAUUCUAUGAUCCAUUGAAAGGAAAAAUUUUACUCGAUGGACAUGAUAUACAAGUUCUUAAUAUUCGAUGGCUUCGAUCAAUAAUGGGUCUUGUUCAACAAGAACCUGUUCUAUUUAAUUUGUCUAUUCGUGAUAAUAUUGCUUAUGGUGAUAGUAGUCGAGAAGUAACACAAGAUGAAAUUGAAAGAGUUGCAAGAACGGCUAAUAUUCAUGAGUUAAUUAAAUCAUUACCUCAAGGCUAUGAAACAUCAUGCGGAGCAAAAGGUAGUCAAUUAUCUGGUGGACAAAAACAACGAAUUGCUAUUGCUCGAGCAUUAAUUCGUUCACCAAAAAUUCUUCUUCUUGAUGAAGCAACAUCAGCAUUAGAUAAUAAAAGUGAAAAAGUUGUUCAAGCAGCAUUAGAUAAAGCUAGAACUGGUCGAACAUGUCUGAGUAUUGCUCAUCGUCUUUCAACAAUUCAAAAUUCAGAAAAGAUUGCUGUGGUUGAUCGAGGCAAAAUGAAAGAAGAGGGCACACAUGAUGAACUCUUGAGAUUAAAUGGAAUUUAUGCCAAAUUAGCAUCAGCGCAAAAACGGACCACUUGA